AUGGACGCACCCCCCCAGCCGCUUACUAGCGGCACCGGUGUGCGCCCGGCCGACCCGCCCGACGACGACUCUCCGCCGCCCGACGACCUGCCGGCCUGUCUGUCUUGCCGGAAACGCAAGUCGCGAUGUUCUCGCGAGACGCCCAGCUGUGCGCAAUGCAUUCGACUAGGCUGCGAAUGUCUCUAUGUCUCCAAACAGAAGCCCGGGCUCAAGGCCGGUGUCGUCGACACCUUGAGCCGCCGGUUGGAAUUCCUUGAGAGGCUCUUCCUGGACAGCACCGGCAACAAGAAGCCGCACUUGGCCUUUCUCGACCUCGACAUCGGCCAGCUGCCGUCGCCCUUUACGCCGGGACUCGCCGGCGCCGGUGGCCCCUCUUCUGGUCAUGCCAGGUUGAGUGCAUACGCACAUGCAGGCGGUGUGUCGGGCGGUGCAGGAGCCAAUGGCAAUGGCAACAGCAGUGCCUCUUCGCCCGAGUCGUCGGCCAGUAACCACGGACGGUCACGGCAGCGGUCCGGCGUGUCACAGUCGCGCAAGCGCCGUCGUCUCGAUCAGAACGGGAGCGGCGGUGACGACGCGGAUGGCGAUGACGACGAUGACGACGAUGACGACAACGAAAACCACCAGGGUGCGAGCCGCGCUGGCCACGGCCGCCCGCAGUACCUCUUCCUCGACGACCCGCCAUACCACCACCGGAGGCGCGCCCGGAGGAACGGCGACCACGACAUCUCCGACGACGACGAUUCCAACGCCUCCUCGUCCUCGCUUGACCACGCUUGGAUACCCCCUCUACCUGCCCUUCCUCUACUCAAAGCCAUUGUCGAGGCCCAUUUUCAGACCGUCCACCACUGGGUCCCCAUCCUCCACCCGACGCGCUUUCGCGCUCUCCUCGACGACCCCCGCGAACGCCGCCGCCGCGCCGUCUUGAUCCAUGCCAUCAUUGCCAUGUCCAUCAAGUACGUCGAUUUUGGCCCCUUUGGCCUCAAAAGCCGCCACGUCGCCCGCCAGAUCCGCCUCUCCCGCCGCGCCGUCCAGCUCAAUGCCCUCGACGGCCUGUCCUUUAUCAACACCCAGGCCCUCAUCUUUCUCGCCUUUGACUAUAUGGGCAGUGGCCUGAUUGCCAAGGCGUGGCCCAUUGUGGCUGCCUUGACGCGGGAGGUCGUCUUUCUCCAGCUGACUGUCGAGCCAGACGACGCCUUUGCUCGUCCAACGCCGCUCGUCAAGCCAGGUGCUCUCUUUGACGGUGCCCGUGACUGGACGGAAGCCGAGGAGCGUCGGCGAAUCUUCUGGGGCGUCUUUUUCCUGGACCGUAUCUCGUCCAUCUCUGCAGGUGGCGGUUUCUGGGCCCGCGAAGAGACUGUCACGACACCGUACUUUGCCCUCUGGGACAGCCGAGAAAACGAGGGCGGCGGCAAAGCGAUAGGAAGCAUGGCCGCCCCAUCCACGAUCACCACCGCCUUCCACCAAUCCCCAGAAUACUACUACGGCAACACACACCAUCCCAUGGCAAGCCCCGUGACCGCCCGCGACGGCACGACGUCCUCGGGUCCGUCUGCCACAUCUGGCGGCGGCGGCGGCGGCGGCAGCUCUUCUUCGGCACCGGCCGCCAACACCAACAAACUUGGCGCUCUCGCAUAUUGUAUCGAGGCAACAGAGCACCUGAGCCAUGUCUCGGCGUUUUAUGCACGGCAACCGCCGCCGGCGCCUUCCUUGGGCGAAACUGUUACUGCUUCAGGGGCAGGGGCAGGUGUGGGCGCCGAAGACCGCGCCGCCAUGAACGCCUGGCUGACCCGCUUCAAGGAGCUCGAUCUGCGCCUUGUGCACUGGAAGAUGCACCUACCGCCACAGUGGUCGGACUGGCACGUCUCGCUCAAAAUCGACCCAAAUUUGACUCUGAGCCACCUGAGCCACCUCGCCAGCAUGAUCCUCCUCCACCAGCACAUCGCCUACCCACCGCCGCAAUGGUCCAGCCUUGUCCGCCCGAGCCUGCCCAGCGUCUGCAGUGCCGAAACGUGUGAGCAGGCUGUGGCCGACAUGGUGGCCAUCUCGCAAAAGUACCUGCGCUAUGUCGGCGGACUGGCCUGUGGGCAAUUUGCGUUCUGCCUCUUUGUGGCUGCACGGUUUGUCCUCGUACACGGCCACAUCAGCAGGACGGCCUUGCCUGGCGGCGGUGGCGGCACGACGACAUCGGGCGUGCCCACCUUGUCCUCAACAUCGUCUUCGUCGGCAGACGACACCCCGCCCUCCUUCUUUGCGCUCCUCGAAAGUCUCGACAACAUAUCGGUGCGGUGGAAUGGGUACUGCGUUCCGGACGAGGAGGAGAGUGGCGACAGCAUGAACAAUAUGACUGGCGAGCAAAGCAGAGACAACGAUGGUGCGCCGCCUCCUGCUGAUGAGACCAAGCGCUGGCGGCAGCCGCUCGACCUCGCCGCCCUGUACGCCGCCCGGCUGCGGUCGCUGCACCAAAAGGCAACGGCCAUUGGUGCCGACAUCAACACCCCCUUGUUGGCCGUGGACGAGAUGAUUGCGCUGCUGUCGACAUCCACAAUGGAGGGUCUUUUCAAGAUAAAGCCGUCUCCUAAUGCGCAUGAUGCGCUAGACACCGCCGCUGCGGUGGGGGUUGCAGCGUCGACCUCGACGCCCUCGGGUCUUUCGUCCUCGGCGGCCUCCCACCUGCGCAGCCCCAGCGUGAUACAUGGCGGCGGUGUCGAGAUUGCGAGCAUCCUGCAAAACCCUGUUCCAGCGUCUGUGGCAAGUCGGACGCCCGCCAUGACGCCGAUGCCGGCCAUGACGUCCGCUGGCCCGUUGACGUCGCCAGUGAACAACGGCCCAGAUGCCAGCAUCAUGGGCUACGGAAGUAUGCGCGGCGGACCCGUGUCGGCCAAUGUGUCGAAUGUGCGGAUGGUGCCUGGGACACCGGCGACAGCUGCCAACGUAUUCAACAUGGACAUGGUGGCACAGCAGCAUCCCCACCACCAACAUCCUCUACACCACCAGCACCAGCAGCAACAGCAACACCCACAUCAGCAACAUCAACACCAACCACCCCCACAGCAUCCGCACCAACACCCACCGCAACCUCCACCCCCUCAAUACCCACAGCACCCGCAACAUACACAGCAACCACAGCAGCAUCAACAACAACAACAACCUGGAAUAGACGAGGAGGACGAGUUUGCGGCCAUGUCGCACCUGCUGCUGGGCAACCAGUUUUUGGAUAUGGAGCGUGUGAUGAUGCGCAACGACGCCAGUUUUUUACUGCGAUAA
This is a messenger RNA of Sporothrix brasiliensis 5110, 3264 nucleotides long. RefSeq lists its product as uncharacterized. The transcript is spliced from 5 exons. Gene Ontology annotation, cellular component: nucleus. Bases 1 to 3264 code for a protein of 1087 amino acids. Lineage: Eukaryota; Fungi; Ascomycota; Sordariomycetes; Ophiostomatales; Ophiostomataceae. Gene Ontology annotation, molecular function: zinc ion binding; DNA-binding transcription factor activity, RNA polymerase II-specific; DNA binding. The record is from RefSeq and is a predicted model, not a curated record. Gene Ontology annotation, biological process: regulation of DNA-templated transcription; DNA-templated transcription.